Messenger RNA from Botrytis sinoallii, 384 nucleotides. RefSeq lists its product as uncharacterized. The record is from RefSeq and is a predicted model, not a curated record. Lineage: Eukaryota; Fungi; Ascomycota; Leotiomycetes; Helotiales; Sclerotiniaceae. The transcript has a single exon. Bases 1 to 384 code for a protein of 127 amino acids.
AUGGACGGAUUACCUUGUUACGUCUGUCAUACAAGUAAUCCAUCGCCAGCCAAGCUUUGUGAAUGGUGCAAAGCUGUCCUCCCAGCUCAUGAAACCAUCGAACGCAUCAUCAUUCAACGUGGAGGAGCCCAGAGAGUCGCAAAUGUAACGCAUGAAGGGCGUGUGCCGUUGUGGAUGCAUGAAUCAAGAUCCAAUCAGGAUCAAAAUGGGAAUGAGCAGGAUAAAUGGCCCAUGUGUAUGGUGGUUCAGAUUGAGGUUUUUGGUAUGAAAUGUUUGGUCGUGAUUAGUGAGGAUCCUACGCAGGGUGUGAAACUCUCUGCCAUACGCGAUCUUACAUAUCCAGAGCUCAAGGAAAAGGUGGAGACUGUUCAGUUGGCCUAUUAG